CAGCAAUGGCCCGGUCUCAUAUAUAACUGCUCCAGACAAUAUUUCUCGUCCAUCUAUUACUUCUACUAACAGCGGUAUUCUUUUAGUAUUGAUAGAUUUGUUCGAAAGUUGUAUGGAUACUGGUAUAACAAAAGUAUCCAUUAAAGUAUUGGAAAUUAGUUGUUUGGAGCCUUCGUUACAAGUGCUAUCCAACUGCAGACCCCUUACUGCAGUUGGGGCUCCUCUUUUCCCGAGUUCGCCACAGUAUAGGCAGAGGUUAUUGGCCCAUCAUCUCUGCUUUUCUUCUUCUGAAAGAGUUCUUGCCCUUGUUGAGUCGAUUUGCAUUGGCUCUGGGGUUAAACUAGAUCUACUAUAA
Molecule: messenger RNA, 355 nt
Organism: Racocetra persica
Lineage: Eukaryota; Fungi; Glomeromycota; Glomeromycetes; Diversisporales; Gigasporaceae
Source: the annotation of a GenBank genome assembly